This is a messenger RNA of Spirodela intermedia, 1450 nucleotides long. The record is from the annotation of a GenBank genome assembly. NCBI's taxonomy places the organism in Eukaryota, Viridiplantae, Streptophyta, Magnoliopsida, Alismatales, Araceae.
AUGGGUCAACUCCUUUCCAAAGCUAGAGAACAACUUUACGACUGCAAGGCGGUGGCUCAGAAGCUGAGGGUGAUGCUUCAGUCAGCGGAUGAGCAGGUUAGGGGCCUGAAGAAGCAGAGCGCCUUUUUAAGCCAGUUGGCCGCGAAGACCAUCCCCAACGGCAUCCACUGCUUGUCUCUGCGCCUGACCAUCGACUACCACCGCCUGCCGCCAGAGAAGAGAAAGUUCCCCAGGAGUGAAAACCUGGAAAACCCAAAUCUCUACCACUAUGCUCUCUUCUCCGACAAUGUAUUGGCCACCUCGGUGGUGGUCAACUCGGCUGUUUUAAAUGCCAAGGUGAACGGCGCUGCUCAUCCUCUCUCUCUCUCUCUCUCUCUCUUUAUCUCUAUCUCUCUCUAUCUCUCUCUCUCUCUCUAUCUCUCUCUAACUUUCAUUCUUUUUCUACUUAAAACUGAUGGACUUCAUUCGGUUGGGUGAUGGUGCAGGAGCCGGAGAAGCACGUCUUCCACCUCGUCACUGAUAAACUGAACUUUGGGGCCAUGAAAAUGUGGUUCCUGCAGAACCCACCGGGGAAGGCGACCAUCCACGUGGAAAAUGUGGACGACUUCAAGUGGCUGAACUCGUCCUACUGCCCGGUGCUGCGGCAGCUGGAGUCAGCCGCCAUGAAAGAGUACUACUUCAAGGCCGACCACCCUACCACCAUCUCAGCCGGGGCUUCCAACCUCAAGUACCGUAACCCAAAAUAUUUGUCGAUGCUGAACCAUCUGCGGUUCUAUCUCCCGCAAGUCUACCCGAAGCUGGACAAGAUCCUGUUCCUUGACGACGACAUCGUCGUCCAGAAGGAUCUGACCGGGCUGUGGGCGGUUGACCUCAAGGGCAAGGUCAACGGCGCGGUGGAGACCUGCGGGGAGAGCUUCCAUCGCUUCGACAAGUACCUGAACUUCUCCAACCCUCACAUCGCCCGGAACUUCAAUCCAAACGCUUGCGGCUGGGCCUACGGUAUGAACAUCUUCGAUCUCAAGGAGUGGAAAGAGAAGGACAUCACUGGCAUCUACCACAAAUGGCAAAGCAUGGUGCGUCCUCCCUGCCCCUCCUCCUCCAGAAUUUCAACCUCUGCAUAUUCAUACAAAUGUGUUCAUAUGUGCCCACAUCAUUGAUUUCAUGGCCGUCUGCGCAGAAUGAAGACAGGGUGCUGUGGAAGCUCGGAACAUUGCCGCCGGGCCUGCUGACUUUCUACAAGCUGACGCAUCCGCUGGACAAGUCGUGGCAUGUGCUCGGGCUGGGCUACAACCCCAGCAUCAGCCGCACGGAGAUAGACUCGGCGGCUGUUGUCCACUACAACGGGAACAUGAAGCCGUGGUUGGAGAUCGCCAUUACGAGGUACAGGUCCUACUGGACCAAGUACGUGAAGUAUGACCAUCCCUACUUGAAGAACUGCAACCUGAACUAG